Beauveria bassiana ARSEF 2860 is the source of this 945-nucleotide messenger RNA. Its product is annotated as C6 zinc finger domain-containing protein. The coding region runs from base 1 to 945 and encodes 314 amino acids. The record is from RefSeq and is a predicted model, not a curated record. Gene Ontology annotation, molecular function: DNA-binding transcription activator activity, RNA polymerase II-specific. Lineage: Eukaryota; Fungi; Ascomycota; Sordariomycetes; Hypocreales; Cordycipitaceae. The transcript has a single exon. Gene Ontology annotation, biological process: regulation of transcription by RNA polymerase II.
AUGGAUGAUCUGCUUCUGCUCCAUCAUUGGUCAGUUUCCGCGAGUAAAGACAUUGUCAGGUCUUCCGAGAUCGAUUAUUACUGGCAAACAGUCUUCCCUCGGAUCGGCUUUCAAUACCCUUUCGUCAUGCAUGGCAUCCUUAGCCUGGCUGCCCUGCACAUAGCUCAUAUCGACAGUGCGAGUAGGAAGCGACGGACCAUCGAUGCCUCGCGUCACCACAACACGUCACUUCAGGGCUUUCAACAGGCUAUCGGCGAGAUGAGCGACGAGAAUAGUGACGCUCUAUUCGCAUGUUCCAUUUUGAACAUCAUCUACAUCCUUGCUAUGCUAAGGCCAGUCAAUGGUGAGAGCAGCGGUGGCAUCGGUUCCCGUUCCCGGAACAUACGCGCCCUCGGCACGGAAUGGAUUCCCAUCAUCCGCGGCGUGGAAGCAGUGAUUCAUCCCGUCUUCGACCGUGUGCGCAAAGGGCCGUUGAGCCCCAUGACGAACUUGGGCAACUGGGCGGAGCUGGACCUCGCCAGUGAAACUGCGCCCGAAGAUGAAGCCUUUUGCCGAAUUCGCGGCGCUUGGCAUGGGAUGCCUGAUUCGCAAGUCUACGAUGAAGCACUGCUGGUCCUAAGGAAGUGCCACCUCUACAUCACCCAGUUCGAGGCUAUGCCAGAAGAGUCGCUGCAUGCUUGGGGGUACAAUCGAGGCUGGUCAGGUCCAUUGAUGUUCCUGCAUUUCGCAUCAGAGGAUUACUUCACGCGCCUGCAUCAACGCCAGCCGCCCGCAUUGAUUAUCUUUAGCUACUUUGGUGCAUUACUGCAUGGUUUGAAUGACUAUUGGUUCAUGGAGGGAUGGGGCAAGGACGUAGUACGUGUCACGGACGAAGUUCUCGGCGAAUACUGGGAGUCCUGGUUGGAAUGGCCAAAGCGCAAGGUCGGGCUUGGUCAUGGCACAUGA